Messenger RNA from Hyphopichia burtonii NRRL Y-1933, 291 nucleotides. RefSeq lists its product as uncharacterized. The annotation marks the transcript as partial. The transcript has a single exon. Lineage: Eukaryota; Fungi; Ascomycota; Pichiomycetes; Serinales; Debaryomycetaceae. The record is from RefSeq and is a predicted model, not a curated record.
GCGCCAUUCAAGUAGAUGCCAUUUGAAAAACAAGCGCGAACACAAGAGUACUCCCAUCUUGAGGUUUCAACCAAAUCAAUUGUUCCCAUUUGUUGCAACCAGGCCAAACUAAAAGAGUGCCAGAUCGAAGAAUCUCUGAAAGGGGUCCGAUUUCACGUGAGUUCGGUUGAUUACGAAUUGGUCAAGGAAUGUUGGAAGGAACUAAUGUUUUUUGUGGAAGCCCUGCAACUCGAAGCCUUAGACUUGAACUAAGCUGUUCUUAGGUUUAUUUUUUUUAAGGCUGAAAGGAUA